GUUGAAUUCUUCCUUCUUUAAAUUUCGCCGUUUUUUUUCAUGAUUUUAUUGAUUUUUUUUUGCAUUUGUGUAAUUGAUCUGGAAUUUGUGCGUAGUUUCUGAAAUUUAUACAAAUUUAUGUUAAUUUUGUGUUUUUAUUGAUGAUAUGAUGAUGAUGAUGAUGGAUUUUUGAUGAUUUGGAUAUGAAACCCUAGAGUAGAGUCUAAUUUGUGAAUUUGUGUGAUUUUUGAGGUUUAAGAGUGAUAAUUGAAGGGUGAUCAUGUUGUUUUUGUGUCAGUACAAUUGCCACGGGUUGUCGUUUUCGAGUUCUGAUUAUGAUUUGGACAAUUUUGUUUGUUAUACGAGAAAGAAAUUAAUUAAUGAAGUUGUACGGAUUUGUAAUUAUUAACUUUUUUUACGCGAAAAAUUUGACUAUGCAUUUAAUCACCAAGAUUUAGAAAUUUUCCGUAUUAUUUCUUCAAUCCACACUCGAGCGUAUUUGAAACUAAAUUUUAGUUUGUAAUUGAAAUAUAUAUGAAGAAUUUAAGGUAAAUUUUUGAAUGAAAGCUGAAGAUUCAAUUGAAUUGAAUUAGGGAAAGUUUUGUGCUAGAUUAUGCUGAAAUUCAGUUUUCUGAGCAAAAGAUCCCUAAUGAAUGUUUGCUGUCUGAUGUGAUUUACGCUCUUACGACUAAUGAUCGUUUUAAGCUGGUUCCAUUGAUUUGUGUCUCAAGCAUGCCGGUGCUUUCUUUUGUGAAGAGCUCCUAUGGUGUGUGAAGCUAUUUUGCAUAAGCUUAUUGGCACAAGUCUAGAAAAUUUACUGUCGAUUUCCUCAGAUGAAAUUGUUGCUUGAGAUAAAGUUUUUCUCUUCUGAGCUACAACUGUUAUGCGAGUGUCUUCUGUCUGGAUUUCUUAAAGUCCUCUAAUCAUGUCAGGUGGGGACGUCAGAGGCCCCUCUGGUGAAGAAUUACAAUGGGUAAAAAAUCUUAUAGAGCGAUGCAUUCUACUGUACAUGAGUAAGAAAGAAGCUGUGGCCACGAUCACGCGUGAAGCAAAUGUGAUGCCUACUGUUAUCGAAAUUUUAUGGAAUCGACUUGAAGCAGAGAAUCAAGAAUUUUUUGAGGCUUAUCAUAUACGAUUGGCAUUGAAGGAUCAAAUACAUCGGUUUAAUGAACUGUUGAAGCGGCAGGGGGAGCUGAUGGGAAAGAUCAAAUCUUCUGGAGUUGCUCCUAUGCCAGCUACAAAUGGAGCGCACAUGGCACAAUUCCAACAAAAUGCUGGCUGCUAUGAUACUGUUGAUCAGACUGGACCAUCUUUAACACCAGAGAGCUUACAACCUCAUAUUGCUCCAAGUUUACCCAAUUCCUUCACUAAUGGUGUAUCAUCCUUGCAAAUUCCUUCACCUUUUCCGUCCAGAACAAUUGAUUAUCAGCCUAACUCACUUCAUAUUCAGAACUCUAGUUCCUUGAGAUUGAUGCAAGGUUUGAAUGGAGGGAUUGUUAAAUCAGAAAGUAGCUAUCCUUCCAAUUCCUCAAUUUUUUAUGAAGCUGAUCCACAUCUUGGUGAAGCGCAUGGCUCCAUGGAAGAUCCAUCUAUUGCAGCGUUUGGUGGUUUGGAAGCAAGCUCACAACCGUUAAAUGAGACACUGUUGAGCAUCAAUGGCUCUUUUGAGCAGCUGGGACCCAAAUACUAUGGUCUUCCCAAUUUAGUUUAUCCUAAUGGAUUAGAGAAUUACACAAAUUCAGCUCUUAUGUCUACAGAGACGGAGAACAUCCUUGCUGCCCGAGACACGGGUGAAUUAGCAGAAGGAAACAAGGGGCCAUUGACACAGAACUAUCAUACUUAUGAAGAUUUUGGAAUUUGUCAGUCAAGGCAACAUUUAUAUGUACAUAUGAUUUAGGGACAGACCGAGUCUUUGCAGAGUUAAAUACUUUUUUGCAGAGGUACAUAAAUUGGUGUGCGUACUCCCAACAUUUGUUGUUGCUUCCAUGAUGAGAAGGGUGGCACUUCAAGUCUAGAAGACAAAGUGUUGUGGAGAUGUGUAGCAACUUUUGGUUUAGUGUUUGGUUAGUCGUACAAAGUAAAAUUUUAGGAAAAGCUUAAUGGGCGAGUAAUGAACGUCUUAUUGUGACUUAUAAUCUGGAUUUUGUAAGAUGAAAUUGAUAACAUAGCCUUUUCUUUUUUUUUGUUUGAUUGAAAACUGGAACUUUAUUCACCAUAUAGGUUGUGAUUUUAGGCUACAGUUCCCUUCAUGCUAUAAUGUUUUAUGAUUUCAGGGGGAAGAGGAGGCGGUAUACAGGAUUUGGUUGUUACUGAAUUUUUCAUUACCCCUUAAUUUCUACAGUUCUCAAAUCCUAGAAUCAGUUUAUAUUGAUGCAAA
Messenger RNA from Chenopodium quinoa (quinoa), 2356 nucleotides. RefSeq lists its product as uncharacterized. Bases 905 to 1876 code for a protein of 323 amino acids. The record is from RefSeq and is a predicted model, not a curated record. The transcript has 8 exons. Lineage: Eukaryota; Viridiplantae; Streptophyta; Magnoliopsida; Caryophyllales; Amaranthaceae.